GGCGGAUGACAGGCUGACUUUGUCGAAUCACACAAAUAGCCUUCUUGAGCAUUUAUAAUCCCGAACUUCACAGUCGUAUAUAAUAGCUUCGGAUACUGUUUUGAUCUCCCUUACUCAUACAUUAGACCUUGGUUCAUACCCCAUCUAAGAAGGCCAUGACUAUUAGUUGCUUUGCCACAAUCAAUAGCAUCACAUCCACGCUUCCGCCGUCUCUCGAACGAAGCGAAAUAGAUACGACUACUACUGAGUCGUCAAACUCCUACACCACCAUCAUGACGACCGCCGCAUCGCGACGGACCCCGGCUCAUCAGCUCUCCGGAGCAUCCACACCAACCAUUUCUCAGUCGAAGUCAGAAGAUGUAAACUUCCAAGGCCUGCGCAUCCCUCGUGGACCUGUCAGUGCGAAUUUGUCUUUUUACAAGGCUCCUGAGGAUGGGUCACCACCAUACAACUACGUCGAGCCGCUCCCAGGUGUUCCCCAGCGAAACUGGGGUGACGGCUGGGAGGAAGUAAGAUUGGACGAUUUGCGCGGUCAGGAGCACAAGUUCAAUCUUGGAUACAACGCGUUCGAGACACACCAAAACAUUAAGAGCGCAGAAACAGGGUUUAAGGAUGAUGAGCAGAUACGCAGCGUUUACUACCCUGAAGUCGAGAAGUUACUGCUGGACAACGUUCCUGGCGCAAAUAGAGUCAUUCUGUUUGACCAUACAAUCCGCAGACCAACUGGAAACCGUAAUCCCGUUCAACGCGUACACGUUGAUCAGACGCCAAUGUCCGCCGCUGAGAGAGUCAGGCUUCACGCACCCGAGGAUGCUGAGCAGCUGCUCCAGGGUCGCUACCGUAUCGUCAAUGUGUGGCGGCCACUCAAUGGGCCGGUAAUGGGUUUCUCUUUGGCUGUUGCCGAUAGCCAAAGUGUGCAGGACGAGGAUCUGGUGCCCGUUGAGCAUCGAUACCCUCACCGCAACGGGCAGACAGCAGCAGUUCGGUACAACCUUAGUCAGAAGUGGUACUACUGGUCUGGCAUGCGAAACGAAGAUCGACUUCUGCUCAAGUGCUUUGACAGCGAUGAGACAGUCGGGCAGUACGGCAGAGUACCGCAUACUGCUUUCGUGGACCCAAGAACACCCGACGGGGCCGUGGGGCGUGAGAGCAUCGAGGUUAGGGCAUUAAUCUUUGGUUAGACCUUCCUGCAAGUGUAGAUAGUACGAAUCAUGAAUUUACGACAUUCAAUGUGCGAAU
Didymella exigua CBS 183.55 is the source of this 1239-nucleotide messenger RNA. RefSeq lists its product as uncharacterized. Bases 156 to 1181 code for a protein of 341 amino acids. Gene Ontology annotation, molecular function: oxidoreductase activity. The record is from RefSeq and is a predicted model, not a curated record. The transcript has a single exon. NCBI's taxonomy places the organism in Eukaryota, Fungi, Ascomycota, Dothideomycetes, Pleosporales, Didymellaceae.